Mercenaria mercenaria is the source of this 1772-nucleotide messenger RNA. RefSeq lists its product as uncharacterized. Lineage: Eukaryota; Metazoa; Mollusca; Bivalvia; Venerida; Veneridae. Bases 126 to 1772 code for a protein of 548 amino acids. The transcript is spliced from 4 exons. The record is from RefSeq and is a predicted model, not a curated record. Gene Ontology annotation, molecular function: protein binding.
GCACUGACGAAAUUUUGCGGUAUAAACAACUUGCGUCAUUGUUGGUCGGGAAACGGCAAAAAUCUUCAAAGAGAGAGUCUCUAGAACUAGGAGGGUCGUGUGUAGUUCAAUGCUGCAAAACCGACAUGUGUAAUGUAGACUGUAAUGGGACGUCUUCAAGUCAUACCAGUUCUCUGGUCCCAGGUUCAAGCAUGCAGCCAUCAGCAACAAGAGAUCCUGUACCAUAUUCAACGACUGUGUCAGUAUAUAAAACAACACCAACAACAAAGAUGAGUAGUGUUGCUCUUUCAACCACUACAACAGCAUACAGAACUCCGCUGCCAGUGAAAAGUACAACGGUUUACAAUACACCUCAACCACCAACCAUUACAACAGCAUACAGAACUUCACUGCCAGUGAGAAGUACAACGGUUUACAAUACACCUCAACCACCAACCAUUACAACAGCGUACAGAACUCCACUGCCAGUGAAAAGUACAACGGUUUACAAUACACCUCAACCACCAACCAUUACAACAGCGUACGGAACUCCACUGCCAGUGAAAAGUACAACGGUUUACAAUACACCUCAACCACCAACCAUUACAACAGCAUACAGAACUCCACUGCCAGUGAAAAGUACAACGGUUUACAAUACUCCUCAACCACCAACCACUACAACAGCGUACGGAACUCCACUGCCAGUGAAAAGUACAACGGUUUACAAUACACCUCAACCACCAACCAUUACAACAGCAUACAGAACUCCGCUACCAGUGAAAAGUACAACGAUUUACAAUACUCCUCAACCACCAACCACUACAACAGCGUACGGAACUCCACUGCCAGUGAAAAGUACAACGGUUUACAAUACACCUCAACCACCAACCAUUACAACAGCAUACAGAACUCCGCUACCAGUAAAAAGUACAACGAUUUACAAUACUCCUCAACCACCAACCACUACAACAGCGUACGGAACUCCACUGCCAGUGAAAAGUACAACGGUUUACAAUACACCUCAACCACCAACCAUUACAACAGCGUACGGAACUCUGCUGCAAGUGAAAAGUACAACGGUUUACAAUACACCUCAACCACCAACCAUUACAACAGCAUACAGAACUUCACUGCCAGUGAGAAGUACAACGGUUUACAAUACACCUGAACCACCAACCAUUACAACAGCGUACAGAACUUCACUGCCAGUGAGAAGUACAACGGUUUACAAUACUCCUCAACCACCAACCACUACAACAGCGUACAGAACUCCACUGCCAGUGAGAAGUACAACGGUUUACAAUACUCCUCAACCACCAACCACUACAACAGCAUACAGAACUCCACUGCCAGUGAAAAGUACAACGGUUUACAAUACUCCUCAACCACCAACCACUGCAACAGCAUACAGAACUCCACUGCCAGUGAAAAGUACAACGGUUUACAAUACUCCUCAACCACCAUUCACUACAGCUUCAUGGGUAUAUAUAACACCAUCCCAACCUACGUUAUCGACGAUGUUUUCAACAAAUUCUGCUAGUUUCUGUUUAUACAAAAGCAAACUUUACCAGCAGGACGAUGUUUGGCAAGAUGGCUGCGGAAUGAACUGUACAUGUGUGGAUGCCGGAACAGCAUCAUAUAAAUGUCAAGAACUAUGCCCUACAUACACCAACCUGCCUAUUGGCUGCACACUUCAGAAGAUACCUGGGGAAUGCUGCUCUGUACCAACCUGUGGAACGCAAGGUAGUGCUAAACAUUUUAUUCUAGGAAAUUCAAACCGGUUAGCUCAGUAG